AGGAUGGAUGGGUGAAUAAGUGUUCCAUCACUGGAUCUGUUUGAUCAUCGUGACAAGUUCUAGGUAGUAGUGUAGACUAUGAACUCAUCUUUCCUUUUAAACCCCUUCCACUUCCACCGCUGCUUCGCUUAACUUUUCUCUGAACCUUUUUCCUUUAACCAUUUUACCUCCUCCUCCAGUUGCUGCUGAGAGGAAUUCUGUUUCUCCCUGCUCUCUCUCCGCGUGCGUGCGUGCGUGCUUUACCUCCUCUUCCUACGCCAGCCAGCAAACCAUCUCGCAUAAUUUAUUUGUUGUGUGUUGGAUUGUUUCACUUCUCUCUUUCUCUCUGCCGGCAAAAAAUUAAUUACUAAUCAUUCCCUUCCCUUCUCCCCCACGCCUCUUCUUUCUGUGUUUUUUUUUUCUUGCUGGUGAGUUUUUCCUGCCCCCCCCCCCCCACAUUUUUUAUAUAAACAUUUUAUUUAUUUACAUCAAGAUCGCUUUGCUUGCCUUGCGUUAUUAGAUCAAGAUUUUCUUGUUUUCUUUUAAUAUCAUAAAAUCUUGAAUCAGAUUGAAUUUGUUCUUGAUAAUUAUUGCUGCACUUUGGAUAAACAUUUAUCUCUCUAUUGAGCUAUCACUCCCGGCCUCAUCUGAUCUGAUCCGUCGCUCUUCGAUUGCUUUAUUAUGCUUCUUACUAUUCACUAAUCCAUCGUCGUUUUUUUUUUUUUUUUUUCAUUCUUCUACAAUCUGUUGUAUGCUUGCAUAAUAUAACAUAAAAGCUUUAUUCAUUUGGUCAACUGGCUUCUCAAGAGCAGAGCUGCCCAAUCCAUUCUUAGCUUCAUUUCCUCUUACUCCUCCUUUUCCAUAUUUCCUUUCUUUCCAUUUUUCCCCUUAAAUCAAAAUUAAUCUUCUUGUUUAUCCCUAACCUCAGAGCAGAGCAGAGCAGAUAAUCGCGGUUUUAUCUUAUUGAUUGAUUGAUUGUCAUCGGGAUUUUCCUUCAAGUACCGCGGAUAUGCAUGGUCAUUCUCACCAUGAUUCUGGAAAACUAGAACGAAUCAUUUCCCAUUUUCUAUUGAAGAGCUUGCACAUCAUUUUGGACUCCAGGAUUCCCUCUCUUCAUCCCCAUAAUCACCCUCGGGACUUUUGUUCCAUUUCUCAUGUUAAAAGGAGUGACAGAUGGUUCAAUUUAGCUCUUGGAGACCGCCCUGCUGCUCUAGAUAACUUGAGUUUUUGGCACAGAAAUCUCAUGGAUCCCAUGGUUAUUGAUGUAAUACUUGUUCACCAACCGUCUCCUCCAUCUUCAUCCAUGCACAAUUUGUAUAUUGACCCCGGGACAUCUGUCGAGACAGUUUUAGAGAGGUGGGUUGUUCACUAUGAGUCCCCGCGGGUUAUGCCUCCCCAAACCGCUGAAAGUUCUGCCUCUUACAAGAAGACAUAUAAGAAGUCAAUCAUACUCUUACGCUCCCUUUACUCCCACAUGAGGCUUCUCCCAGCAUACCGGAUCUUUCGUCAGCUAAGCUCAUCCAAGCAAACUUACAAUUUCGAUAUCAUUUACAAAGUUUCUUCAUUUUGCGAACCCUUUUCCAGUGCAGAUGAGGAAGUAAUGAAGGAGCUCAGUUUUGUCCCUGUUGAGGCCCUGCCUGGCAGCCUUUGUGUAUCUGUGACCUAUCGUUCAACACUAUCUGAUUUCAAGCUUGUGCCUGUCACAACUAUGCCACCAAAGAUUAUAACGGACUAUGUUGGUAGCCCUACCACUGAUCCUCUUAGGUCUUUCCCCUCUUCAGAGAAGGGAGUUGGUGCUACAUCCUUUCCCCUGAGAGGAAUGCAACCACCUGUUUCUUCUCCUUUUCAACGCCCUCAUAGCUGGACAAGCGGUUACCAUAGAGCAGCUCAUAUGAUGAACCAACCACUUGGUGGAUCUCCACCACCUUAUCGCACAUCUCGCAUGACGUGUGAUUUUCCAUCUUCUCCUACUGAUAUUUAUGGUCAAAGAGCCCAAAACUAUCGACCACCAACUCCUCAAAAGGCUACUUGUUAUGAUGAGUACCAGAUGUCCCCUCCAUUCUCACCAUUAAUGUUCCCUUCUACCCCAACACACCUCUACGAUGGUAGUCCUGUGCUAGGUUGCGUUACUUCAGAAACUGCACCCGUAACCAUUCCACUUCCUAUAUCAGGCAGAAGUUCUAGAUGCCUUUCUCCUAACUUUUCUGAUUCAAGUAGGCAUUCUCUUCCACCUUUAUCUCCCAAAAGCACAAAGCACGAUUCAUCAUCACAGGAGUCUCCUUCUGGGAUUCGAUCAUUCAAGAAAUCAGAAGCUAUAAGGUUUGCCGAGUUAAACUCUGGCAAUGUAAAUCAUUAUUCUGGUCAGAAGGUAAAAGAUAGCAAAGAUGAUUCAGGGCGCUUCUCAGGAUUGUUAUCUUCUAGUGGUUCUCCACGCAUUGGUUUUUCUAGAAGUUCAAGUAGAUUAUCUUUCCAAGAUGAUUUAGAGGAUGACGAUUUCUCAUGUCCUUUUGACGUUGAUGAUGUUGACACAUCAGAUUCCCAUGCCAGUUCCCACACUGCAGCAGUAGGGAAAAAAUCUCAAGAUGCUGCUGUUGGUAUCCUUGUUCAGAUGCUGCGGACAGCGCCUCCCCUGCAACAAGAUCCAAGUUGUUACUCAUCCCAAUCCACGAGGACUGAUGUAGAGGAAGGGAUGGGCACAGCUUCUGGGUUUUUUAUGCCAAGAAAGACAGGAGAUGCGCUAGAAGAGCUGAGGAGUUACAGAGAAAUGAAAGACCUACUACUCUCUAAGAGUGGAACUCGGGCGGUCAGCAAAGAAGAAGCUUAACUGCAGCUGGUUCUGGCGGGUUCAUUAUCUUUGAGAGACUUUGAGUUAGGAAGGGAAGCUACACGAAGGAACUGUUGUAAUCAAAAUAAUUAACAACAGAAGCUCCACCACAAUACAUUUUAUAACAUGACAGACCAUUCUGUGAAGAGAUUAACAUAUUACGGGAAUGAAUGUCGAACGCUGGCGCAAUUACGGUACCUGUUUUUGGUUCGGUUCUGUCGAGUCAGUUAAAGCAAGUUCCCGAAGGAUGAACUGCCUGCUGUAGUAAUAAAUUAUUUUAAAGAUGUAUUGGGGCUUAAAAUACCUUUUAUGUGAAAAUCUUAAGUUUGCAACAGUUAACUAACGGGUAACAAUUUAUAAGCGAGAGAGAAAGGCCACGCAUAUUUAUUAUUUCAUAAAGAAAUUCUUAUUUAA
Molecule: messenger RNA, 3217 nt
Organism: Populus euphratica (Euphrates poplar)
Lineage: Eukaryota; Viridiplantae; Streptophyta; Magnoliopsida; Malpighiales; Salicaceae
Product: autophagy-related protein 13-like
Exons: 3
Coding region: 989-2803 (604 amino acids)
Biological process (GO): protein localization to phagophore assembly site; piecemeal microautophagy of the nucleus; autophagosome assembly
Cellular component (GO): phagophore assembly site; cytosol; Atg1/ULK1 kinase complex
Source: RefSeq, a predicted model, not a curated record